AUGAAUUUUUUCAAGACAAAACCGCGCACACCCCCUGAUCUCGUCCGAGGGCUCCGGGACGCGAUCCCGAAGUUGGAGGCGGGGCCACCGGGCGGAGAGACGAGGCGAAAGAAUCUGCAGGCGAUCAAGGGGAUCUUAUAUGGCGACGGAGAUCCCGUGCCUGAGGUAGUGGCCCAGCUUGCACAGGAGACGUACAGCACGGAUCUGUUAUACCAUCUGGUCGUCAAUAUUGCAAAGUUCGAGUUCGAAGCCCGGAAGGACGUCGUUCAGAUAUUUAAUAACCUUCUCCGACGGCAGAUUGGUUCACGAUACCCAACAGUGGAGUACAUAUGCCAGAAGAAAGACGUGAUCUUCGCCGCAUUCAAGGGCUACGAGAACGAGGAGGUGGCGCUGAACACAGGGAUGAUUUUGCGCGAGAUGCUAAGGCACGAGCCUUUGUGCAAGAUUCUGUUGUAUUCUGAACAAUUUUACAUGUUCCCUCACUACAUUGAGACCACCACGUUCGGCAUUUCUUGCGACGUCUAUACGAACCUCAAGGAGUGCUUAACACGGCACAAGCCCAUGGUCGCAGAAUUCCUAGACAAGAACUAUGAUCGGUUCUUUUCAUCCUUCACCACGCUCAUCCUCUCCAACAACUAUGUUACAAAGCGACAGUCAUUAAAGCUGCUCGGCGAAAUCCUCCUGGACCGAGCCAACUUCAACGUGAUGACCCGGUACAUCGCAAACGAAGCGAACUUGAAGAUGAUGAUGAACCUGCUCCGAGACAAGAGCAAGAACAUCCAGUUCGAGGCAUUCCACGUCUUCAAGGUCUUUGUUGCGAACCCCAAGAAACCCCCACAGAUCGAAGCGAUCCUCCGGAGGAAUAAGGAGAAACUGUUAGCGUUCCUGAAGAACUUCCACAACGACAAGGAGGACGAGCAGUUCACAGACGAGAAGCAGUUCCUGAUCGUCCAGAUACAGAACCUCUGA
This is a messenger RNA of Gloeophyllum trabeum ATCC 11539, 969 nucleotides long. Its product is annotated as Mo25-like protein. Gene Ontology annotation, biological process: intracellular signal transduction. The record is from RefSeq and is a predicted model, not a curated record. The transcript is spliced from 7 exons. Bases 1 to 969 code for a protein of 322 amino acids. Gene Ontology annotation, molecular function: protein serine/threonine kinase activator activity. Lineage: Eukaryota; Fungi; Basidiomycota; Agaricomycetes; Gloeophyllales; Gloeophyllaceae.